Drosophila albomicans is the source of this 2262-nucleotide messenger RNA. RefSeq lists its product as uncharacterized. Lineage: Eukaryota; Metazoa; Arthropoda; Insecta; Diptera; Drosophilidae. Gene Ontology annotation, biological process: endocytosis. Gene Ontology annotation, molecular function: Arp2/3 complex binding. Bases 1 to 2037 code for a protein of 678 amino acids. The transcript has 8 exons. The record is from RefSeq and is a predicted model, not a curated record.
AUGGGCGAGCAAAAAGUUGAUUUGCUUGCCGAGCAGGAGCUUCCGGCCGAGCCGUUACCUAUUCCCAAUCUGGAGGACCCCAUUGAAGAUUGUGAUUUGCCGCUGGAGGCGAGCGAUGCCUCCGCUAGCAAACAAUCUACGAGAGAGCGAGAAAGAACUUACGUUUGUUGUUCUUUUUCCUACGAAUAUUCAUUUUUUUUUUACUGCAUUUUGCCGGAAUUGUUGUCCAAGGACGAGCUGCUCGACCGUCUGCGCGAAAAGAAGCACACCAUGAAGCGUCUCUAUGCCGAGAGUUCGGAACGUGACGGAGACUCAUCGUUGUCCUAUUCGCACAGCUACAGCGACAAGCAGCUGAGUGGCAGUCACAGUCAUUCGCAUCGCCAUUCACACUCGCAUCCACACUCUUCGCACCAGCAACAGUUGCAGCACCACCAGCAGCAGCAGCAGCAUCAACAAGCGUUGCAAUCGCAACAAAACAGUCCGCCUGCCACGAAGCGUCUGGACAUGAGCAAGAAGAGCAUGUCGAGUCCAGCGGUGGGCGUUAGUGUGCCACAUGCCAUGCCCGAAUCGCCCAGCAUGGGCAGCAUGCAGCUGCAGAGCAGCAGUUGCACCAUACAGACACCGCAGCAACAGCAACAACUGCAGCAGCAACAGCCGCUGCCAGCUCCUCCUCAGGUGGCCAGCACAACAGCAGCAGCGGCAACCGCAGCAGCAACUGCAGCUGCAGCGGCGGCGGCAGCAGCACAGAAAGUCACAGCCUCUGAGAUGGCACAGGAUAAGAGCAUCACAUCGGAGCCAUCGGAGACAACCACAACGACGACCAGUGAAGAUGUGGUCACCACAUACAAGGAGACCAGUCAACUGAGUGCGGCCAACGGUGUUGCAACUGCCUCAAAUUCGGCAACGCCAGCCAAUGGCAUUUCAGCAGCAGCGGCCAAAUCAUCGUCGGCUGCUUCAUCGUCAACAGCAGCAGCAGCAGCAGCGGCGACGGCGUCGUCAUCGACGCGCAAACCAUCGCAUGCUGAGCCACAGAGUCCGAGUCUCAGCCAGGGAGCGGAGGAUAAAUCGGAUGAGGCGAGCGAUGAGGAUGGCUGCAAUGGUUGCACAAAUCCGGCCAUCAAUAGUGCCGACAACAGUCAAGCGCUGGACGACAGCAUUGAGAGUCCAUCGCCAUCGCAUCGUCUCGCAGCUGCUGCAUUAGCGGGAGCAGCGGCAGCCUCAUCAUCGAGCAAUGGCCGAGGACAGCUGAAGGUGGAGUCAUCGGAUGUCUAUCAAAUUGUCGAUGCGCUGCGUCGGAAUACGAAUCUCAGUUUCGAUUUGUCGUGCGAGGCAUUGCGUGUUACGUUGACCAGCCUGGAUCAGUUGUACAAUGGCGCCAUCAAUCCGUAUCUGGAGGCAGUUGCUGUCCAUGUUACCGGCAAAGUGCCGACGCCCAAGGAGCUGCUGGGCAUCACACACGAUGCGAAGCGUUUGCAAAUUGCUCAUUAUUUGGGCGUGCACUUUGCCAGCUUUUUGCUGGAAAUUGUCGAGGGCAACAACCCGGAGGUGCUGGUGGAUAUGGUGAUCGCUCUGAUACUGGCAUUCAAUCAACAGUUUAGCGAGCAUGCGGUGAAUGUUAUCAUCGAAGCCAUGCAGAAUCUGCCCACAGCCAAAGUGUUCACCGAGAAGCUGUUGUUGCUGCUCAAUCGAGAAGAUGAUCACAAUGAGCACAUGAACACGGUGCUGCGCAUGUUUAUUGACAUCUUCAGUCAUCCGGAUACGGCUGGCAUGUUUUAUACAAACGAUAUUAAGGUGCUCAUCGAUAUUGUGGUGCGUCAAUUCUCCGAUCUGGAUGCGGGCAAUGUGUUACGUCCGUGCUAUUUGGAGCUGUGUCGUCGCAUUUUGCGCAACACAAACUAUCAUGAGCAUCAGCAUCGCCUUCUCGAUCUCAUGAAGAUCUUCAUCCGCAUAUUUUGCGAGGAGACCGAAUGCAGUGCAUCCGAUCAGCAGUUAGUGCGCGAAAUCGUCAAUGAAUUUCCCCAAUUGUUUAAGGCAUAAGAAAGUGGUGGAAAAUGGAAAGUGGAAGAUUUUUUCUGUUUGCAAUUCUAGAUUCUGACUGUGUGUUUCACUUGCAAACAGAAAAAAACAAAAAAAACCAACCUAAAACCAAAAUAAAUACCAAUCUAAAGCGUUGCUAGUGAGGCUACCAAAGCGAGCCAACCAACGCUUCGCAUGUAAGUUUAGUUUGAGCUUUUAUAAAUGAAUAUAUUAUUUAGAACUAUU